AUGUGUGUUAGCCGUUACCUAGAUUGCGUACAUUAUGGGAGUGAUGAUGAAUUAUGGGCUACAUUGAACUUUGUGGUUGGCGGAGCUGCUGUGAUUGGGGAAACGUGUCCGGGUCAUGCGCUAAAGGACAUCUUUGUUCAAGGAGUAUUUCGUUAUUGCCUCCGUGACAAAGGGGCAAUGGGGUAUGUACCCGCAGACCUAUUAGAUGGCAUGAGGAAUGCUAAGUGCCGGAACAACAUGAGCACUCAUGGACCUUUGACUCUAGGGAUGUUGUUGCCAAACCUAAAAGAGCCAGUUUCUUCUCUUGGUGUCAGCAUAUCUUCAGGCGGGUAUGAUGCAAUUCUUGCUAGGUCCCCAUCAGGAUUUGAGCCUUCAACUUCAACAUGUGUGUGCAACUUAGGUGAAAGACUAGAAAAUGCUCAAAGAUGUCCAAGUGACUAUCUCGACUAUCAUCGUGGAUGGGGUCAUGUUGGCUAUAUAAGUGGCCUUUGGCCUCAUGGUCGAGACGAACCUAGAUGUGGCUAUCCGGGUUUCGAAAUCCACUGCAGAAAUAACUCAUUGCCAUCGAUUAGCUUUGGUGAUGGUGACUACAUCAUCAAUGACAUCUAUUAUCAUAACCAAUCAUGUCACUUGUCUAGAGCUGUUAGUUUUGAUAAAUAUGCCAUUUGCAGUCAUUCGAUCCGUAAUAUAUCCAUUCCAUCCGACCGGUUUUUACUCCCUUCGCUCCAAAAUAAAACGUUUUUGUUCUUCAAUUGCAACCUGUCGUCCUCGCGCGAACUUCCACGGUACAAUAUUCAUUGUGCUGCUAAAAAUGAAAGUAAUGCGACGUUGGCACUGUUUAGUAACGAUCCUAUGUUGAAUUUCGCUUCUGAAUAUUGUGAUACAAGGGUGGUGGUGCCUGUGGCUUUUACCAGCGGAGAGGGAAGUCUUGAAGGCAUACUGAAUAGAGGGUUUAUGGUGGAAUGGAUAGCAAGCAACUGUAGCAUUUGUGAGGCGAGUGGUGGCAAGUGUGGAUUUGAUUAUACUACCUACCAUUUCAAGUGCUUCUGCAGAGAUAGGCCUCAUGCUUGGUACUGUACUCCCAAGAACGAAUCGAGGUUCAACCUGGGCCUGGGACUUGCAGCUUCUUCAAUUGUUGGAAUACUAUUGGUGAUUCUUGCCUUCUACUAUUGUAUAAGAAAAUUCACAUCAGAUAAUAUAGAUGAGAACAUUGAAGCCUUUUUAAAGGAUCAUGAAUGUCUAGCUCCUAGAAGGUAUAGAUACUCAGACAUUAAAAAGGUAACCAACUCAUUCCAAGACAAAUUAGGUAAAGGAGGCUAUGGGGAUGUUUACAAAGGUGAGCUACUUGAUGGAAGACAUGUAGCAGUGAAGAUUUUAAAUAAUUCACAAAGUAAUGGGGAAGAAUUCAUGAAUGAGGUUGCAAGCAUUAGUAGAACUUCUCAUGUCAACAUAGUCACUCUUUUGGGCUUCUGUUUUGAGAGAAAUUGUAGGGCUCUCAUUUAUGAGUUUAUGCCUAACGGAUCACUUGAGAAGUUCAUAUUUCAAGAGAGGAAAGAUCGUCGAUUAAAGUGGGAUAAAUUGUACCAAAUUGCAAUUGGCAUAGCUAGAGGGUUAGAAUAUUUGCAUCGAGGUUGUAGCACGCGUAUUCUGCAUUUCGACAUCAAGCCUCACAACAUCCUUUUAGAUGAUGAGUUUAUUCCAAAGAUAUCUGAUUUUGGUCUUGCAAAAUUGUGUCUCGAAAAGGAAAGUGCCAUAUCCAUGACAGGUGCAAGAGGAACUGCUGGGUAUAUUGCUCCUGAAGUAUUCUCAAGAAACUUCGGGAGAGUGUCUCACAAGUCUGAUGUUUAUAGUUAUGGAAUGAUGGUUUUAGAGAUGGUCGGGGGAAGAAAAAACAUUAGUGUUGAAGUUGAUCGAACAAGUGAAAUAUAUUUUCCAUACUGGAUCUAUAAUCGUAUAGAGUUGGAUGAAGAACUAGGAUUGGAAGAUAUUGAGAGUGAAGAUGAUCAAGAGAGAGCAAGAAAGAUGAUAAUCGUGAGCUUGUGGUGCAUACAAAUUGACCCAUCAAAUCGCCCAACAAUGAGUAGAGUGGUAGAAAUGUUGGAAGGGUUCACCAAUUCGCUCACUAUCCCACCUAAGCCUUUCGUAUCAUCGCCUCCAAGAUCAUAGGCUGCAAACUCCUAAAGUAUUUGGUAUGCUGACAUUGUUGCAUUUGUAUUUGUUCACAAUUUUGGCAAUAUUUAUUAUUGAUGCUGGUGAAAAUAUAUACGUAACAAAUUUAUAAAA
This is a messenger RNA of Gossypium arboreum, 2283 nucleotides long. RefSeq names its product LEAF RUST 10 DISEASE-RESISTANCE LOCUS RECEPTOR-LIKE PROTEIN KINASE-like 2.1. The transcript has 6 exons. Gene Ontology annotation, biological process: protein phosphorylation. Gene Ontology annotation, molecular function: polysaccharide binding; ATP binding; protein kinase activity. Lineage: Eukaryota; Viridiplantae; Streptophyta; Magnoliopsida; Malvales; Malvaceae. The record is from RefSeq and is a predicted model, not a curated record. The coding region runs from base 1 to 2166 and encodes 721 amino acids.